GUGGGAAACUUUUAACCUAGAGUUAACGCGUUUCGACUUCUGCGAAACGCAAAUGAAAUAAUAAUUGCUUUGGAAGAAGGUCCAGAAACCAAAACGGAAUAAAACCAAAUAAAACAUAAAACGGAAGAGAAAGUUUGCCUCAAGAGAAGAGACUGAAAAACCAUCAUCAUGUCAGCGAUGUUAGGAAAAGCUUUGGUUUCUGAUAAAAUAUCUAAAAUUUCCAAAGGACUUGGAAUAGAUGAUGAGAAGGAAGAGGAAGAGAAUCACCUGUCAUCUGCUGAUUUGAAGAAGAUGAAGCAAGAAGAUUUAAAAAAGGAAGAAGAAAAGAAGAAAAGGGAAGAGAUGCAGGCAAAACGACGAGCUGAAAGGUCAGCACGGCGAGACGAAAUCCGAGAUAAAUAUGGAUUAGAAAAAAAGGAAUCAGAUACUAAAAAGACUAACACAAUGGAGAAAAAACCAGCUACCAAAACACAAAUUGAAGAUAAAAAAGAUGAUGAUAAAUGUUGUGUUAUGUGAUAUGUAUGAAUUUAGAGAAACAUAUGUUUGAUAUGUAUAUAUUGUAAAACCUCGAAUAAAAGCCCUUUGCUUCUAUUUUUUAGGACCCAUGGAAGGGCUUUUCGAAAUGGGCCUCUUUUCGAGAUUACUUGUGCAAACUAAAAAGUGGGGCUUCUUUUCAAAAUGAAUGCUAUAAAUUUUGGAAUUGCUAUUUCGACAUUUUUCAAAAUUCUGUUUAAUAAUUUACACGAUGGGCUUCUUUUUGAGAUUACUUUUGCAAACUGACGAGGGGGCUUCUUUUUGAGGUCAUCUCCUCGAGGUUAAGCCCAUGGGGCCAGGGCUUCUAUACAAGGUUUUACAGUAUUAUAUAACUUUGAAGCUGCAUUAGCAUAUGAAAUAAAUUUUAUGUUAUUAAUUUAUGGAGCAACCAGAUAUAUUUUUGUUCAGCUAAAUGCAGGCACGGUGAUGGCUAUAAACGUAGACUUAGUAAAUAAAAUGAGUAAGAGUUUGAUUCAAGUGUAAAUCGGGGCGGAUUUAGGGAGGGGCACCCCCCCCUUUUUGCCACUGCCACCUUUUAUACGAAAUGGCUUAAAAA
This is a messenger RNA of Anneissia japonica, 1090 nucleotides long. Its product is annotated as complexin-3-like. Bases 169 to 516 code for a protein of 115 amino acids. Lineage: Eukaryota; Metazoa; Echinodermata; Crinoidea; Comatulida; Comatulidae. Gene Ontology annotation, biological process: neurotransmitter transport. The record is from RefSeq and is a predicted model, not a curated record. The transcript is spliced from 3 exons. Gene Ontology annotation, molecular function: syntaxin binding.